AUGGGCAUCAGCCAGGCCUUGCGAGACCUGGACUACCCAGAGACUCGUUGCCUGACCGUGGGGCAAGUGGCCGUGGCGCCGGUGAAGGACACGGGGAUGCGUGCACUCAUGGCUCAGGCUUUCAGCGCUGCCGCCGCACAGGAGAUGGCGGCUUUAGGGCGAGCCUGGCAGCUCGGUGAAGCCGAGGGAGAGCGCCGCCUUGAGGAGGGGGUGGCGCGGGCUUUGAAGCACAUCUGCCGCCGAGCGGAGAGGAGCUGCGUCCUCAAAGCACUACGGCAGCCUGCUGCCCCGGCUUCAGAGAUUGCGGGUAUCCUCUCCGAUGAGGAGCUGGCUCUGGAAGCCCGCUGUUCGCAGCUGGAGUCAGAGCUUGCAGCCUCGAGCGAACGUCUCAGCUUCCUGGACACCGUCGAAGCAAAGGUUGACAUGCUGGUCUCCGAAUGGCAACCACGGUCUCAGGAGGAACUGCUACAUAACCUCUCGGAGGAGGUGGCAAACAUUUCCUUGGUCCAGGAUGAUGGUGCUGAGCUGGAUGAAGGCUUCGAGCAGUCCCUGCAGCGCCUUGGUUUGGUGAGCAGCUGGCUGAAUCGGACCCUCUGCCAGCUGGAGGAAGCGCGCCAAGAGCUCGCCGAGAAAGAGAAGGCUGCGGCCUCGUGUGCAUUCUUGCAUCUGCCGGGCGAAGCUCCAAAUGCGCAGAGUGCUUUGGCACGUUUGCCUUGA
Messenger RNA from Symbiodinium sp. CCMP2592, 717 nucleotides. Lineage: Eukaryota; Dinophyceae; Suessiales; Symbiodiniaceae. The record is from the annotation of a GenBank genome assembly.